Jaminaea rosea is the source of this 903-nucleotide messenger RNA. Its product is annotated as DUF1753-domain-containing protein. The record is from RefSeq and is a predicted model, not a curated record. NCBI's taxonomy places the organism in Eukaryota, Fungi, Basidiomycota, Exobasidiomycetes, Microstromatales. The coding region runs from base 1 to 903 and encodes 300 amino acids. The transcript has 2 exons. Gene Ontology annotation, biological process: inositol phosphoceramide metabolic process. Gene Ontology annotation, cellular component: Golgi membrane; inositol phosphoceramide synthase complex. Gene Ontology annotation, molecular function: inositol phosphoceramide synthase regulator activity.
AUGGCGAUCACCCCCUCCUUCCAUCGGUAUGGCCCCUUCACAUCUUUCCUGCGGCUCGUCGACCUAAAGCUAGGCUGCACCAUCCUGACGCUGUUCAACCUCUUCAACAAAUCCGCCGGCGUCUUUGGCCUGCUCGCCAUCUUUCAAGGUGGAACUUGGUCGCAGUUGAGCCUGUAUGCCUACUCUUUGGGAACCAUCUUCAUCUCUUUGUGGGGACUGCGCGGGAUCAGCGAAGAGUCCAGCCCCACGGUGGUCUUAUACGCACAUUGCUACCUAGCGGACCACCUCAUCUCGAGCAUCUGGUCCCUCUACUUCUUUCAGGUCGUCUACUACUACACGGAGCAUAAUGGCCAGCCGCCCAAUCUCAGUCCCUAUCAAGCUGGUCUGAUGAGCUUGAUUGAGGGGAUCGAGGCGCAGUACGAGACCAAAGGCGACGUGCAGCAUCACAAGGCGUUGGAGGGUCAGGCCAGGGUUGAGGCGGCCCAGCAGGUUUGGAGGAGCGAGAGCGCAUUCAGUACAACAGUCUUGGCGGCGGGUUGGAUUCUCAAGAUCUACUUUGCCCUCCUCCUCUACUCCUACGCUCUUCACCUGCGACACGGGACGUACCGCACCUUACCGCUUAGCAAGCCUUCACUCGCCACGACGGAACAGAACCGCACCCAUUACCUGCCGCUGCGUGCCAGUAUCUCCAUUGAACGCGGUGAUGGCCCAAACUCGGGCGCUGGAGGGAAUGCACCGAGGACCAUCGAGGAGGAGCUGCCCGGAUGGAGCGAUGAUGAGAUGGAUCGGGAGGAUGAUGAAGGGGAGGAUGACGAGAGGCAAAGGAGGGUAGAGAAGAGAUCAGCAGGGAGCGAGACGACAAAGGCGACACUGGACCGUUUGGCGCCGUCCUCAUCACGAUGA